AUGUGCAUAGUGUUAAUUAAAAACAAAUCGUUGUUAAUUACAGGUGGUGUCUGGUCUCUACGGAACCUGUCCAUCUCCGUCCCCAGGGCUGUCCUCUCUGGUGAGGGUCAGUCAGCCGUUCUACGCUGCUCCUACGACCUGGAAGGCGCUAUGCUGUACUCAAUCCGGUGGUACCGAGCAGAAACCGAGUUCUACCGAUUUGUCCCGAGGGAAAUGCCACCUACAAUGGUAUUUCCUUUACCUGGAGCGUCAGUUGAUGUAACCCAGUCAGAUAGCCAGCAAGUCAGGAUUGUGAACCUGAACAGGAGACUCAGCGGCGAUUACCAGUGCGAGGUCUCCGCUGACGCGCCUCUCUUUCACACCGACAUCAGAUCUGCUCCUCUUACUGUUGUUGAUCCUCCCUUCCGAGCGCCGCGUCUAUCCGUCUCUCAGAGGAGUUACUCAAGAGGUGACGUCAUACACGCCAACUGCUCUAUCGACGAAGCUUACCCUGCACCCAACAUUACUUGGAUUCUGGACGAUCAUAAGAUAGCAGAAACUGUUUCCUGGAGGUCGUCAGAAUUGGAUUUCAAGGAACGAGGAGCCUUUAGCCAGUUGGAACUGACUAUAUUGGAAGCAGAACAUUACAAGGUCGGUCUGACCUACACCAGCUCGAGUUUGAACCGCGCCUACCAGGAUCAUUAUGUCUUCGAUAGGGAUAUGGAAGAUGACCGCGAUAUUAUUCGAUACACGAUGGUAUCACCUCCAAGUGGUCAGUUUACGCUCGGCUGUGUGGCGACCAUCUUCGAUAUCUACGCACGGAAGAGUGAACCAACGUACAUCAGGGAAGAUGCCCCCCAUCCUGCCUCUGUAACCGGAGAAGAUUCUUCAGGUACACUCACAAGCCACAACAUGUUGCUGACAGCUGUUUCUGCAUGCGUUCUGUUGUUGCGUGCGUUAUGA
Molecule: messenger RNA, 942 nt
Organism: Melitaea cinxia (Glanville fritillary)
Lineage: Eukaryota; Metazoa; Arthropoda; Insecta; Lepidoptera; Nymphalidae
Exons: 7
Coding region: 1-942 (313 amino acids)
Source: RefSeq, a predicted model, not a curated record